AUGGCCCGAGACUCCUUAAAGCGCAACCAGAGUCUGUAUUUUCAAUACCACCAAGACCACGAACAUACUACCAAGGAUUGCAGGAAUCUUUGGAACCACCUUGAUCAGUUGGUCCGAAAAGGAAAAUUGCGACACCUCUUACACCCCUCUAGCGGUUAUCUGGGUCAGGCAGCCCAAGAACCCCGGAAAGACGUAUCUUUGAGACCUUCCAUGAGUACGAUACAUGUCAUCCUCACCGCUCCAGGGAGGACCGGCUCUUUUCCCCCGAGGGUAAUGUCUGUGGCUCGACUCUCCAUUGAGGACGGUGAGAGGGAGUCCAAAAGGUCUAAAAAGGGGAACUCACCUGUGCUGGGAUUCUCAGAUGAGGAUAAGAUUAGAACAAUUCAACCUCACGACGAUGCUUUGGUAGUUACGCUCAGGAUUGGAGGGUUCGACGUGAAGAGAUUACUGGUAGACCCGGGCAGUGCUGUGGAGGUGAUGUACCCUGAUCUGUACAAAGGGCUGAACCUAAAGCCCGAGGACCUAAUGGCUUACGAUUCCCCUCUGGUAAGUUUCGAAGGGAAGACUGUCACACCAAAAGGGCAUAUCAGACUGCCCAUACAGACUGGAUUAGAGGUGGUGGAGGUGGAUUUUAUCGUAGCCAGACCUUGGCUCCAUGCUCUGGGAGUCGUUUCUUCUACACUUCACUAG
This is a messenger RNA of Quercus robur (English oak), 690 nucleotides long. RefSeq lists its product as uncharacterized. Bases 1 to 690 code for a protein of 229 amino acids. The transcript has a single exon. The record is from RefSeq and is a predicted model, not a curated record. Lineage: Eukaryota; Viridiplantae; Streptophyta; Magnoliopsida; Fagales; Fagaceae.